This is a messenger RNA of Miscanthus lutarioriparius, 2073 nucleotides long. The record is from the annotation of a GenBank genome assembly. Lineage: Eukaryota; Viridiplantae; Streptophyta; Magnoliopsida; Poales; Poaceae.
AUGGAGAAGAGGGAGAAGCAGAAGCCGGUGGUUGGGCGUCAGCAGCUCGCAAGGAGACACGCGAUAGGGAGUGGCUCCACCUCCUCCACCUCGUCUCCUCCUCCAACUGCUGCCGCUGGUUGUAACGGGAAGGAGAGAAAAGGUGGAGAUCACAAGGCAGCAUUGAGGCAGAAGAAACUGAAGGCUAAGACCUUCAAGUGGAGAUCAAGCAACGGCGACAUGAACAGCAAGGUAGAGGCGGGGGGAUCUGAUCAGGUCUGUGAUGAUGCAGUACUCUGCUCACUGUCUACAGCCAGCUUCAGCGGCCUGGUUAGUUGGAAAAGAGUGAGGACCCUUGGGAAGGUGGCUGAGCGGUGUGAUGCUGUCGAUCCUCCAGUUCCAAGAAAAUUAAGAUCAGCCAUAAACAAGCGAGCCGGUCGAUUUGCUUCUGCAUCAUCACGUCAUGUCAAAAAGAGGCGUCAUCUUUCGGCUAUCAGUGCUCAAAUUUCAUUUGUAGACCAGGAAACAAGAUCCAAUGGAAGCUCUUUGUUUACAGAACAAGAGGAAGCAAUUGCUGAUGUUUUGCUGUCUCUAUCUCAAGUACCCUUUCAUAGUGAGCUCACAGCCGACAAGGCUAUAGCAGAUAGUUCAAACACAAAUGUUGCUUCAACUUCUUAUUCAAAAGGACCUACUAAGGAGGGUGACCAAACAGUCGUACUGCCAAGUGCUGCUAACGAACUGGCUAACCAAAGUGCCUGCAUAGAUAAAGUGGUGGAACAAACGAAUAUCGUUCCAAAUGUAAAUCCAGUGGCUGGCACUACAGAUCAAUCCAGCAACAAAACCCCACCUUUGUCAGCAACCGAGCAAAUACAGGACCUUUCUAUGGGAACUGCUGUGAAUUUGCCAAGCCCAUCUAAAGACACCUCCAAUAACAGCACGCAAAAGCAGCAGAAAGUGCAGUUUGAUGAUAGCAAAUGUUACCCUGCACAGAAGCCAGAGGCUCCUCUUUGGCCGGUAAAUUCUGAUAAAUCUGAGGGUGUGCCACAUGAGAGGGAAAAUGCCAAGAACAACAGUGCACAAGAAAUUGCACCUCUGGUUCAGACUCCAUUGCCUUGUACCCCAGCUGGGUACUUAAUAAAGCCCUCUUCAAGCAAACUGGCAGCUCGCGCCAAUACAAUUUCUGAAUCCACAAACUUCACCGCACCUGGAAAUCAGAACAAGCACCCUCUGGUGAAAAACGUGGGUGCGCCAAAGGCAUGGAAGAGAAGCAUCACCCAUGUGUACGUGAGCCAUGUGAUCCAGAUGCACGUGAACAAGGAGAAGGCCACCGCUUCUUCGUCACAAAUCCAAGCGAAGCCUGAGGAGAGACCCCUCGCCCGCUGCUCGAGGCCUCCGAACGGUGGCUUCACCACCUCGCACAAGACCGCCGCCGCCACGCGGGACGAGAAGUUCUACACGGUGCACUACGACAUGAGCGUCCCGGCUCACCAGCAGUCAUCCACUGGCAUCUGCGACGUGGGCGCCAGCCGACAGAAGAUUGUCAGUGGUGGUUCCUGGCAGAACCUGCCCGCCACGGCAUCGUCGGCGCUACCGGCGACGGCACAGCAUGUCCAGUACCUGCACCAUCAGAUGGUGCCGCGGCCGCCGCCGCCGCCGCCGCCGCGGGACGCGAUGCCGUACCCGUUCCCGCACCUCCCUUACAGCACGGGUAGUCUGGGACACGCCGCGGCGCUUCAGCAGAUGCCACAACAGUACGUGUGCAGCCCUGGGUACGGCCCGCGCGCCAGCCUCCCCGCCGCGACCUCGUCGGCGAUGAUGACGAAGCAGCUGCAGCAACUCAUGCCGACGCAGCAGCAGCAGCAGAUGAUGUGGCAGUACCUUGUGUCGCAGUACCAGGCGAGGCCGGACGCUACGCAUUCCCCGGCGUCGGUGUCGGCGGCGGCAGCGGCGUGGCACGGCAUUUCGUCAUCGCUGCGGCCGAUGGGCAUGCUUGCUCCCCCGGCGUUGACGUCGCCACCACGGCCGCCGCAGAUGGAGCUCUUCUGCGCGCCAUAUCAAGGUGGCAGGCAGCCGCAGCAGCUGAGGUUGAUGUAG